Molecule: messenger RNA, 978 nt
Organism: Pieris brassicae (large cabbage white)
Lineage: Eukaryota; Metazoa; Arthropoda; Insecta; Lepidoptera; Pieridae
Product: protein KTI12 homolog
Exons: 4
Coding region: 89-976 (295 amino acids)
Source: RefSeq, a predicted model, not a curated record
AGUUGGCGACUUGGCAGUUGGCACUUGGCAGAGGAAUUAUAAUUUUACCAAUAUUGAUUAUUCGUUUAGCUCCCUUCUCUAAUAGGAAAUGCCUGUAAUUAUAAUUUGCGGCACUCCCGUAAGUGGAAAAACAACUAGAGCCAGAGAAAUAAAAGACUAUUUUGAGAAGACACAUAACAAACAAGUUGAUAUUAUAUCAGAGGAUGAAGCUAUAAUAAAGUUGGGUUAUGACAAGGAAUCAACAUACUUAGAUUCUCAAAAGGAAAAAAGGGUGCGUGGGUACCUUAAGUCUGAAGUCAUACGACUCAUUAAUAAAGAUAACAUUGUCAUAUUGGACGGCAGUAACUAUAUAAAAGGCUAUAGGUAUGAGCUAUACUGUGCAUCAAAAGCAUCUAAAUCUACACAAUGUACAGUAUACACAAUAAGGUUUCACCAGGAUGCAUGGGAUGAUAAUCAGAAAAGGGUUAAAGCUAAGGAAGAAUCAAAUGGAAACACUGAUAUCCAUACAGAACCUUAUACUGAAGAGAUUUUUAAUGCUCUUACUAAAUUAAGGUUUGAAGAGCCAAACUCUAAUAGUAGAUGGGAUAGUCCCCUGUUCACUGUUCAACCAUCUGACAUAUUGGAUCUCGAAGCAAUAUACAAUGUACUUUAUAAGCGGAAGCCUCCUCCACCUAACAUGAGCACACAGAAUCCACCACUGUCAUCAACAAACUUUUUAUACGAACUUGACAAUACUACACAAGCAAUAUCAAAACGGAUUCUUGAAGCAAAGGAAUUUGAUGCUUCUGAAGUGAAAUUUUCUGAAUAUCCUGGAUGUGUUCUUGAAGCAAACUUCCUACAAACAAUAAACCCACAAAGUCUGCUCAGAUUAAGACGGCAGUUCCUUACAUAUGCUAAAAUGAACCAUUCAAAUGAAAAUUCUAAUAAACUUGGUAGAUUUUUCAUACAAUAUUUAAAUAAAUCUUUGAUGAAUUAGUA